UCGUGUCUCACCAUGUCAGCACUCAGCAUUGAGAACCUGUUCGGUGUAAAAGGCUAUGUGGCCUUAGUCACUGGAGGAAGCAGCGGAUUAGGCUUCAUGAUAUUCGCCAAUGGUGCCAAGGUCUAUGUCGUUGCUUUGCCAUCAGAACCAAUCGAGGAAAAGGUAGCGGAGCUAAAUCAAAUUGGACUCUACACAGGUGGCUCGGCGUUAGCCUGCGAUGUCAGCAACAAGGAAUCUAUUGCAGAGCUAGCGGAAGCAAUCAAAAGUCGAGAGACGCAUCUCGAUGUGCUGAUAUCCAAUGCUGGCAUCAGACGAGAUCCUCCGAUCCCUUGCGAUGUCCUUACAGCGUCAUUGUCUGAUUUGCAGGCAUCAAUGUGGUCGUCGCGACAUUCGGAUUGGUCAGACACAUUCUCUGUGAACACGACCGCUCACUACUUCUUGUCUGUGGCAUUACUUCCACUUCUGGCCGCAGCUUCACAGGUUGAUUUGGGCGAUGGACUUCGGGGCAGAGACGUAGGCCGUGGUGCUGUUGUAAUGACGAGUUCAUGCGCCAGUAUGCAUAAUGCGACGAAUGUGGAUUUGACAAGCUAUGCCACAAGCAAAGCUGCGACGGAUCAUCUCGUCAAGCUCCUGGCGGCCAAAUUCAGUCGAUUUUACGUUCGAGUGGUCGGCAUCAACCCUGGAUGUGAGCAGUAUUAUCGUUUCAUAUUGCACGAGACUGACUCAUUCGACANNGUCGUUCCAAGCAACAUGAACCCGGUUGGAGAGGCUGGAAAUAUGUUCAGCUCUCUCUUCGAUCGCGUUCCGGCGAAGCGCGCUGGAAAUGAGGGAGACAUCGCUGGAGCUGUUAUAUAUCUUAUCAGUCGAGCCGGUGUAAGUCUUGAGAUCAAGCUGCGACCAGCUAUCCAUUCCUCCAUGCCAGCCCACCUGACUGACUAUUUCACAGNNGCCUAUGUCGAUGGCGUCUCUGUUUGUAUCGAUGGAGGCCGUGUGCUGGUCGCCAAUGGGCAAGAGUGA
Molecule: messenger RNA, 1017 nt
Organism: Aureobasidium musti
Lineage: Eukaryota; Fungi; Ascomycota; Dothideomycetes; Dothideales; Saccotheciaceae
Source: the annotation of a GenBank genome assembly